AUGGCGGACGCCGCAGUUGAGCAGAAGCAGCGCAAGUCAGUCGCAUUCGAAGAAGGAUCCGUCAUCAUGGAUACCAACGGCCAAGUUCAAGACGCCCCGGCUGCUGAGAAGCCUGCUGGUAUGCAUCCGAUCUCCCACAAUCCUCAGGUCAACUCCCGCACAUUGGACUCCGGACCAGCUAACGGAGCAUACCCACAUACAGAGAACGAUGUCGACGAAGUCACCGAGAUGUUCAAGGGCCUCUCCAAAAAGAAGAAGUCCAAGAAGAGCAAGGAUUCUGAGGCCGGCGAAGGCGAAGAGACCCCUGCCGCCGACGGCGAGUUUGACCCCUCCGCGUUGAAGAAGAAGAAGAAGAAGCCCAAGAAGGAAACCACCGAUUCCGAGGCCAAGGCCGAGGCUGGCGCUGCCACAGAGGAGGGUGAGGAGAAGGCCGAGGAGCCCGUGCCUGAAGGCGACCCCGAGGCCGGCACCGGUAUCUGGCAACACGACAACACGCAAGCCGUCCCCUACUCUCUUCUCUGUCUGCGUGAGGGCAACCGUCGUACCAUUUUCGCCAACAUCGCCGACAUUUGCAAGCGCAUCAAGCGUUCCGACGAGCACGUCACCCAGUUCUUGUUCGCUGAGUUGGGUACCAGCGGUUCCGUCGACGGUAGCCGUCGCCUCGUCAUCAAGGGUCGUUUCCAACAGAAGGGUAUCGAGUCUGUCCUGCGUCGGUAUAUCGUUGAAUACGUUACCUGCAAGACCUGCCGCAGCCCCGACACCGAGCUCAACAAGGGAGAGAACCGUCUGUACUUCGUCACCUGCAACUCCUGUGGAUCUCGUCGUUCGGUCGCCGCCAUCAAGACUGGUUUCCGUGGACAGGUCGGCCGCAGAAAGCGCACUGGUUAA
Messenger RNA from Penicillium maclennaniae, 888 nucleotides. RefSeq names its product translation initiation factor eIF2 subunit beta. Gene Ontology annotation, cellular component: eukaryotic translation initiation factor 2 complex. The transcript is spliced from 4 exons. The coding region runs from base 1 to 888 and encodes 295 amino acids. The record is from RefSeq and is a predicted model, not a curated record. Gene Ontology annotation, biological process: formation of cytoplasmic translation initiation complex; translational initiation; formation of translation preinitiation complex. Gene Ontology annotation, molecular function: translation initiation factor binding; translation initiation factor activity; mRNA binding. Lineage: Eukaryota; Fungi; Ascomycota; Eurotiomycetes; Eurotiales; Aspergillaceae.